Molecule: messenger RNA, 2225 nt
Organism: Castor canadensis (American beaver)
Lineage: Eukaryota; Metazoa; Chordata; Mammalia; Rodentia; Castoridae
Gene: Txlng
Product: taxilin gamma
Biological process (GO): regulation of cell cycle
Molecular function (GO): syntaxin binding
Source: RefSeq, a predicted model, not a curated record
AGAGCUUGCAUGCGGCGGUUGGCUGUGGGGGCUCGGGGGCGGAGCUCAAGGCCCUGGGAGGUUCCGUGCCCCUGGUCCGGCCGCUUGUUUGGCUGCUGCCGUCACCUCAUGGCGACGCGGGUAGAGGAGGCAGCGCGGAGAAGAGGCGGCGGCGCUGAGGAGACCGUGGAGGCCGGACAGGGCGGACGGCGACGCAGCCCGAGGCAGAAGUUUGAAAUUGGCACAAUGGAAGAAGCUGCAAUUUGUGGACUUGGGGUGAAAGCAGAUGUGUUGUGUAACUCUCAGUCAAAUGAUAUUCUUCAACAUCAAGACUCCAGCUGUGGUGGCAUGACUACCAAGCAUUCACUAGAAGGGGAUGAAGGCAGUGACUUUAUAAGAAAGAACAGGAAUUUGGUGACUCCAGCGUACUGCACCCAGGAGUCAAGAGAGGAAAUUCCUGGGCGAGAAGCUCGAACAGGUCCCCCUGAUGGUCAGCAAGAUUCAGAGUGCAGCAGUAACAAAGAGAAAACCUUAGGAAAAGAAGUUUUAUUACUGAUGCAAGCCCUAAACACCCUUUCAACCCCAGAGGAGAAGCUGGCAGCUCUCUGUAAGAAAUAUGCUGAUCUCCUGGAGGAAAGCAGAAAUGUUCAGAAGCAAAUGAAGAUUCUACAGAAGAAGCAAGCCCAGAUUGUGAAAGAGAAAGUUCACUUGCAGAGUGAACACAGCAAAGCUAUCUUGGCAAGAAGCAAACUGGAGUCUCUUUGCAGGGAACUCCAGCGUCACAAUAAGACCUUAAAGGAGGAAAAUAUGCAGCAGGCACGAGAGGAAGAAGAGCGGCGUAAAGAAGCAACGGCACAUUUCCAGAUUACUCUAAAUGAAAUCCAGACCCAGCUGGAACAGCAUGACAUACACAAUGCCAAACUCCGACAGGAGAACAUCGAGCUGGGGGAGAAGCUGAAGAAGCUCAUUGAACAGUAUGCACUGAGGGAAGAGCAUAUUGAUAAAGUAUUCAAACACAAGGAGCUGCAACAACAGCUUGUGGACGCCAAACUGCAGCAAACGACACAGCUGAUAAAAGAAGCUGAUGAAAAACAUCAGAGAGAGAGAGAGUUUUUAUUAAAAGAAGCAACAGAAUCCAGGCACAAAUACGAACAAAUGAAACAGCAAGAAGUACAACUAAAACAGCAGCUUUCUCUUUAUAUGGAUAAGUUUGAAGAAUUUCAGACUACUAUGGCAAAAAGCAAUGAACUAUUUACAACUUUCAGGCAAGAAAUGGAAAAGAUGACAAAGAAAAUUAAAAAACUGGAAAAAGAAACACUUAUAUGGCGUACCAAGUGGGAAAACAAUAAUAAAGCACUUCUACAAAUGGCUGAAGAGAAAACUGUCCGUGAUAAAGAGUAUAAGGCCUUUCAAAUAAAACUGGAACGGUUAGAGAAGCUGUGCAGGGCUCUUCAGACGGAAAGAAAUGAGCUCAACGAGAAGGUAGAGGUCCUGAAAGAGCAGGUCUCUGCCAAAUCAACUGACGGGGACUUUGUGGUGUCUGCGCUGCGGCCCUGCGCUGCCCUGGAUUCUCCCAAGGAGCUGAACACUUCCUCUGGAGCCCUAGGAGUGCACCUGGAGGCCAAGGCAGCAAAUGAGAGAAGUGCUGCACAAAAGCCUCCGUCCCCAGGGUCUGCCCUAGGCAUUGAGUCAGUUGACUAAGGUGAAGUGUGAUCACUGUAUUAAGAGAUAUAUUUUGUGUAUAACUUACUCUGUUAGUAGUUAACUAUUGGUUUUGUGGUGAAAAUUUUCUUACUUUUUCUACCAUAUCUGUAUUUUCUUAGAACUACUGGAUUUACGUGGUACAGGAGGCUGCUUAGCAGUUUUGAAUAGUUUUAAUCUAUGAAUUUCCCUCAGCUGUGUUGCACAUCUGCCUCAUUUUCCUUCUUUGUUGGCGUGCAUGUGUUCAUUGCCUUGUCCUUUCUCUUCCCUGCUCCUUGCACAUCAUUUUCCUAUUUGAAAUUUCCCUCAAGACAGGGCCAACCAUUACAAAAGAACUUUUCUCAUGAUGGCUCCCUGAUGUGAAAAAAUUAAGCAUCUUGGCCCCCUAUCGACGACGAUUAGUUUUGUCUAAUAGUCCAUUUAAAUGCCAAGAAAAAAAACCCUAUAGUGUUGGGUCAGAAACAAGCAUAGCAUAUUCAUGUUAGUGCUUUGAUAAUAUCUAUAUCACUUAACAAAUUAAGAUGGCUGAAAGCCUUCACUUCCAA